UUUGAUUCAAUUCAAAGCAAUUCAAAGAAUUAAAGCAAACAAAAGUCGAGUUCGCCCUUUUAAUAAAAUUUAUUAAAAGACCAACUGUAAAUCUACAAGUAAGAUCAUCAAAAUGGGAGACCACGAUGAAUUUGAAGAUAGCCAGUUCCCGGACAACGACGAAUUUAUUCCAUAUGUAACUGCCGGUAACUUGCAACAGAAAAAUGGCGCGAAAGUAGCUCUUUGGGGGAAAGUUACUAAGGUAUCUGCAAGCGAAGGUUUCUAUAUAAAGACAGUCGACGAUCAAGAAGUUUUAGUAAGGGUGAAGAGGCCGCUUGAUGAGCCCUUGGAGGGUUGGUAUGAAGUUUAUGGAGUAUCUCAAGGCAAGAGUGUUCUUUGUGAUGAGUAUGUCCCAUUUUCUCAAGAAAUGUGCAAGAAUAUAGACACAGAAGGUCACAAAGGGUUGGCAAGGCUACUAGCUGCUCUAGAUGAUCCUUGGAAUUUGGGUGAAGAUAACUACAUGGCUGGUGUAGAACCUAUGGAGUAAUUUGUUUUGGAUAUGUUGUAAUAUAAGAACUUGCUAAAGGUAUCUUGCAGAAUAUUUUAAAGUGAAGUUUUACUCUGAACAAUAUUCUACAAGUGCUUCCAUUGCUAAAAUAGUUUGUUUUGUUACUGUUGUUACUGUAUAUGUAUUAACCCAUGGUGCAUCCCAAGCCCUGACUUGGAUCUAAUGUUUAUGAAGAUUAUUCCUUAGUCUGAAAUUGGCACAUGUCACAGGUUAAUAUAGUUAUUGUUUUUAAUAAAAUACUUAUUUCAAAUAAA
Molecule: messenger RNA, 801 nt
Organism: Amyelois transitella
Lineage: Eukaryota; Metazoa; Arthropoda; Insecta; Lepidoptera; Pyralidae
Gene: Rpa3
Exons: 1
Coding region: 113-526 (137 amino acids)
Biological process (GO): DNA repair; DNA replication; DNA recombination
Cellular component (GO): nucleus
Molecular function (GO): DNA binding
Source: RefSeq, a predicted model, not a curated record